UUAAUUUCAGGACAUUACUUGACAAUGAGCCUGAAUGGCUUCCUACGAAUGGAGUUUAUGAUUGAUGGGAGCACCGAGAAUGAGUACACGAUAAACCUGCGACUCAAAGUGUGCAUGGAAAGUGCAUUUGAAUGUAACCGUGACAUUGAAAUACUGCGAAACCACGUUGUGAGACGAAAAUGUGAAUUUAAACCAUCCUUUCAAAUACCAGGCUUCACAUUAGAGGGUUGGAAAUCUAACAAUUCAUUACCACCUGAUGCUAUACUGACAGACAAACAAAAAGAUGAUCUGAUGCAACAAAUGGGCUUGAAUCUUUUUCUUCUGAAGGAUCCAUGUGAAAUAAGAGCUAAUUUAACAGAAGAUGGCCUUGAGGUCGUUCACUAUGAGCCGAACGCUUCAUGUAUAGCUACAAAAGAUAAUACAAGUUACGAUUGUUGUAUUGAGUCAAAAGUUUUUGGAAAAAAUCUGUGGAUGAACUUUACUCUAGACCCAUGCAAUUAUAGAAUGGUGAUGAAUCUGGAAAAUAUUCAACAAAAAUACUCUUUGCUUGGCUAUGAAUGGGGAACUUUACAUUCAUUGUCAACAAAAGGCAUCUGGCGUACAGAGUAUAUGGUGACAAACGUGCAGUCGCAGCACGGGUUUGACCUAGAUAUAUCGCUUCAACAAUGUUAUGAGCCAACGUGUAAACAGUCACCGCUCAUCGUUGCUAGAGACAUCCAUAUCCCUUAUCCAACGUGCGAAAACGUCACCAAAAAUGAUACACGUCAACCAUAUUACGGAAUAACAUACGAUUUUUGGAGGCAACCGAUAUGCACUACUGAAAACUUAAACGCAUCAGCAAGUGCAUGUGAUACAUUACCAGACGAGCUUCAGAACAGUUGUGCUUGGUUGCCUGAUUGCUCAGGAAUCCAGUGUUGUACGGAAUUUCAUUUCAGUGAGGGCAAACGAAAUGUAUUGUUAGAAUUUCACCGUGAUUGUGCAAAUAGCAAGUUCCAAUAUGGAAUUGAAAACAAGAAAUGGAAUAGACCAGUUUCAGAACUUAGCAGACCUAUACACGAGGCUAUAGCUGAUGCGAUCUUUAUUGAUAUGAAUGUAACUAAUACAGCAUCAACAACAUAUGAUGUAUCAGUAACCGUGAUAGUAUGCACAGGCACCCAGAAUUCGUAUGAUUGUCAACUUAAUUUCCGAAUGUCACAAUCAUUAAAAUGUUCGUCUCGCAAGAGACGGCGACGAAGACAGGCUGUUGAAGAUGUGGUUACACUUGGGAUGGACAUAAAAGAAGGGAUGACAACUUUGUAUAACCGAGGAACAUCGGAAGAAGCUCUACAGCAGUACUAUUAUGAUGCUAUUGAUCACCAGGAUGGUUUGAAAGCUCAUGUGUGGGAAGGCGAACAAUUGAGUGAUUCAGAUUCUAGUACUGGUUAUGCAGCUACCGUAAAGGCAUUAGGAGAGCACAACCCUCAAACAAUAAAACACAGAACAUCAGAAGGCUAUGUUAAAGAAGAUAUUAAGGGUGCCGAUAAAAUCGUAGAUAUGAUUGGUGAAGUAAAUGACAUUGUUACUCGAACGGAACAGGUGUUUGUGGUUGGAAUGGGACUGUCAAAGAAAGGAACGGAGUUACUCGGUGCAGAUCUUGCAAAUAUGACUAUUGGUGAUUUGGAAGCAAUGCUGGAAACUAAUAAAGUCGACCCAACCGUGAUUGUGAAAGUUGUUAAUGAUUUUAUAGAUCUAGCUAAAGCAUUGUAUUCUGAAGUUAUUGAAAAAAUAUUCAACGGAGGCCUUGGCAACCCAUUUAAAUCCUUCGACAUCUCAUUGACUGGAACAUUUAUGAUACCGAGGACACACAUCUUAUUCUUUGAAUUCAAUAAAGAAUUUAACAUCGGUGGUUUCAUUUCAUUGACAUUUUCAUUUGGGGCUGGAGGUUAUUAUGGUUUAAAUCUUGGAUGGGAAGGAAAACUUAUUGCUAUGACAGCCGGAGCAACGGUCGUACCUUACGGAGGCUUGACUUGUUGGGGAGAAGUGGGAAUAGGUUAUGUUUUAUAUGGCAAGCUCCGACUUGAAGGUGAUAUCAUGGAUCUAAGGUUUCCUACACGUGCUGAAAUUGGAUUUUCGAAAUUCCCAUUAGAUGUAACAUUGAAAAUGGAUAUGGAACUAACUCCAGUCCGCCUGCGUUUAAGUGCAUUGGUUACGCUUGAAGUGGAGCUUGCAUUUAUCUCAUUUAAGAAGAUCCUUUUCAGCAGCAACAUUUGGGAAUAUUCAACGCCAACUAUAAGAAAGAAUAUGAUCGACGUUUCAACGAAGGAACAAGACGAAUCACCACCGCAGUUCGCGCCCGUAGUUAACAAGAAAGGCGGUCGCAUGAAAAGGUCAGCCUCUACGUGUGAUAUAAGUCAAAUUAAGAAUAGAGAUUAUACCGAACCAGCAUUUGAAAUAUCUGUAGCAGCAACAGACGACAAAAGUAACGUUAAGUUUUUCCUCGACGUUGGCACUUUCCCAGCCGGAAGUAACGUUGUUAAUAACCGUCAGCUUGGUGGAUCAUCAACUGUCUUAGCAACAUCGAUAGAUGAAUAUCCGUCCGGAGAGCCAUUGUAUUUCACGGUUUAUGCUGAAAAUAGUGCUGGCACUAGAGCAAGUGUAACAUGCAUGCUUUCAACUUACGAUACUACAGAGCCUACCGCCAGAAUUUCUCCAGCAUUCCUGUCAACGAGCAAUCCGAAUGUCAUUAAAGCAUCGGUGUUAGUUCACGACGACUCCCUAAUCACUGAAGCCUACAUAGGUGUUGGAUACGGAAAAGGGAGUUAUGGGGAUCAAUUGAUUCCGUGGACACUGCAAAAAAUAUAUGAGAGAUCACAUGUUCUUUCGGGUGGUGAUCCUUUAAAACAGUUUUCCGACUUAGAAGAUGGAAAAUUCGUAUCGCCUCCUAUCUCAACUAAACAUAAAGUAUCGACAGUAACUGCCUGUGCACAAUCUUGUCUAGCACUUGAACAUUGCGUUAGUUUCAAUUACGAUUAUGGCCUUAGUGGAACAUGUGAAUUGCUUCGGUCAGUCAGACAAUUUGAUGACACUCUUGCAAAGUCCGGCCUCUUCUGUCAUUUUGAACGGCUGUCAAGUGGCCACUCUGUCGAUGUCAACAGUUUUAACCUUGACCUGCGACACAACCGUCUUCAUUAUGUUAAUAUUGACCUCAAGAAUGUUCUAGGCUACAGGUCAAUUAUUCCAAGUGCUGGAAUAUUAACGGACUUUACAUGUCCAGAACCUGGACCUAUCGUCAAUUCCUCGAAAGAUGCUUUGACAACAGAUGAUUGCCUUUCACUGAUACCUCCAGACCGACCGGAACUUAAUAGAUACUGUAUCGGUAUAUAUUCCAAGAGGCUAAAUCACAGAUUGAUUAUUGACGGCGAGGGGUCCAGAACGGUGUUCAAUGGUGACAAACCUGUAUUCGAUCUAAAAUACACCAGGAGUAAUAAUUACAUCGCUGGUAACUGGGACGGUAUAACCGAUGGUGAAACUGGUAUACGUGCAUAUGCACUUGCAGUCGGAAGACACAUUUGUGAAGACUCUAUCCAUCCUCAUCAUGACCCACAUAAACAUUUAAUGCACGAAUCACAAUGGACAAACAUGGCGAUAAUUACGGCAACCGCCGAUUAUAAUCCAUUCCCACUUCCUUCUGGAAAGUACUACAUGACUGUAAGGGCGAUUAAUAAGGUUGAAUACGGUGGACCACUUGCAACAACAGUCUGUCAUACUGUACCGUAUAUAAUUGAUAUAACAAAUCCAUUUGUUCACGAAGUUUUCGACAUUAAGUAUGACGAAUUGCAAUAUGUUGUAUCAGCAGAACAUAACUCAACGGACUUUGAAUCUGGUAUAGACACAGUCGAGUUCUGUAUUGGAGACAAUCCACGAAAUUGUAAGCUGUUGAAAUGGACAAGAAGACCAAAGUCGCAGUACAUUAAUUAUACACAUCAAAUACCUGACGGUAUACCUGCUUGGAUUCGUUUACGUGUUACAAAUAAUGUUGAGUUACAUGCUGUCGGAAGAGCUGAUCAAGCUAUCAUUGUCGACGCUAGUCCGCCAAUAAAUGGAACUGUUUUCGAUGGCCCAUUGUUUAAAGAAGAUUUACAAUAUACCAAAUUUUCAAAAAAAAUCUGUUUGAAUUGGUAUGGGUUUUACGACCCCCAGUCAGGAAUUCACUCCUAUGAAAUUGGAGUCGGUACAUCACCAGGAUUGACCGAUGUAGCACAGUUGAAAACUCUAAAACAUAACGACCACUCUUAUUGUGUGGACUUGGAUGAGAAUUCUACACUGAUACAUGACCAUGUUUAUUAUCCAAUUGUAUGGGCGAAUAAUGGAGCCAUUAACCAAAAGAACAUUUCAGGAAUAUCAAAUGGAGUUCGUGUUGACUUGACGAAGCCUAUUGCUGGAACAGCUGUUGAUGGAACAGUCAAAAAUUUAACAGAUUUAGCGUUUAGCUCGUCAAAGUCGACCGUUCAAGUACAGUGGGAUUAUUUUUAUGACAGAGAAUCAGGUAUUCGAGAGUACGACAUACUGGUUGCGAGAAAAGGGCAUGGUAGUGACUGGACUAUAAUCAAAGACUGGUCGAAGUUUGCAAAUACAUCAAAAACAGCUGAGUGGAGAAACUUUCAUCUGAACCACAAAGACGAAAUAAAAACUACUGUCAAAGCAACAAAUGGUGCUUUAAAUGACGUCGAGAUAGUAACCGACGGAUUUAUUGUAGACCUGACUCCGCCUUUACUAGAGCAUUUUAACGACGGGUUAAUCAAUGGAAAAGAUUUGGAAUUUCAGGUUGACGCUACCGAAGCUCAUGUGAAUUACCAGUUUAAAGACCCUGAAUCUGGAAUAAAAGAGUUAAGAUACCAGCUGCAUGAACAGAAGCAUGGAACGAUGAGGCAGAUAUAUCCAGGACUAAAAGGAUUGUGGAUCGAGAUAAGGGAUACAAAUGCUACAAAACAUACUGAGUCAGGAUUGACACUUUCUGUUGGACAUAAAUAUAUAUCAAGACUUGUUGCAAUAAACGGUGCUGGUCUUAUCUCAACAUAUGAAACAAAUGGCUUCAUUAUAGAGAACACUCCACCAAAGAUUAGAUGGAUUCGUGUUGGUGUACUGAGCGGAUUGGAGCAUUUACUAGACGGUUAUGUUUAUCAAUCUGACCAUGAAGGCAUUAAAGUUUACUGGUCGGCAAGUGACCCAGAAAGCGGAAUAACUGCAAUCCAGUACUCGGUUGGAACAACUAAAGGUUCAGACGAUAUUAUGCCGUGGACAGAGACAGAGACAACGUCUAGCAGUGCAUAUCUACCAUGCUCGUUGAACGAUACAGAUACAGACAAUUCUAACAAACCAGUUUAUUAUGUGUCACUGAAAGCUAAAAAUGGAGCAGGUCUUUGGAGCAAUGUGAAGAAUUCUUCUCCUAUUAUUGUCGUUUCAGAAGAUGUUACAGGCAUUGUCCAUGAUGGACCGUUUGAAGAUUGGACAGACGAUUUAGAUUACCAGGCUGAUGCACACGCAGUGACAAUGAGAUUCUCUGGCUUUGAAAGCAGUUUACAUGGUAUAAUGUCAUUUGACUGGGCCAUUGGCACGUCGCCUGGUGCGGAAGAUGUACAGCCCUUCCUUGAACACGGAAUUAUCCACAAUGAGGAGGAAGAUGUGAUUGGAAACGGUUUAACAAGUUCAGGGUUUGCACAAAUAGUUGUUAAUCUUGAUCAUGGUGGAACAUAUUUUACCACACUUAGAGCUAAAACAAACAAGGGUGACAUUUUACAAGCUAUAACAAAUGGGUUUAUAGUUGAUACAACCAGGCCAGAAGUUAAGUUUAACAAAUUGUCAGAAUUAACAACAAUACAUCAACAUGCCGUUUUUUAUCAAAAAGAUGAGUCAGUUCUCAGUGCAGUAUGGAAUUUCUCGGACCCUGAAUAUAUAGAAAGAGAUAGCAUAAACAAUAUAGAUUUAACGUGGUUUUCAGUUGGAGCAAUUCCUAACAUAGACAAUAUCUAUAACAUGACUUACCAAAAUAUUUCAUCGGAGACAGAGGUUUCUCUUCCCGUAGCAGAUGUAAGGCCAGCACUUCAAGGUACACCAAAUGUGAUUAAUGUUGGAGUAAGAAACAAAGCUCGUCUAGAAAAGUCAAUCACUUCGCCACCGAUCAUUCAGGAUAACACUGCUCCACUUGCCGGAACUGUUGAAUGCCCAGACUUUGUUCAGAGUCAUUCAGCUAUAGAAUGCUCCUGGACUGGUUUUGUUGAUAAGGAAAGCGAGAUUGCAAAAUAUUACAUCACUUUUGGCUCUAAGUCAGGAUUCGAUGACUUGGGGCUAGCUGAAGAAAUUCCGGGAGAUAUAAAACUAUUUUCUGCAAAAGAUGUUGUAAAGGAUCAUAAUGAUAAGAUAUAUGCGACCGUUGCGGCUGAGAACAGAGUAGGACUAACAGUAAGGGCGUACUCUAAAGUUAUUGUUGUCGAUGAUACUCCGCCAACUGCUGGUGUUGUUGUCGAGUUAUCAAGUGUAGCACGAAUUGAUCCAAACAAUGUCGACAAAACUGUUCAAAUGAAUAGGAAAGCAUGUACAACGAAACAAGAAUGCCAGAAAAUUGAUGCAGUUUGUACUGAGGCAUUCACACACCUGUCUGCUGCUUGGACUCACUUCAGUGACGAUGAAUCAGAAAUUAUUAAAUACCAGCUGGCUAUUGGAACUUAUCCUGGGGGAGCAGAUAUAUCACCUUUUAUAUCUUUAUCACCAGAAUUGAAUCACUAUACAGUGAAGAAUAUAGAUCUUAAAGGACAAAGACAGGUGUUUGCGACAGUCAAGGCAUCCAAUUUUGCAGGACAUACAACCAGUGCUUAUUCAAAUGGAGUUUAUUUAUCGUAUCUAAGUCAAGGUUUACCGCCCCUUAAACACGUCGGUAUAUAUGAUUCGUCCCAACAUUCGGUCGGAGAUGUAGAAUUUCAGUCUGACACUAACACGAUUGAAGCAAAGUGGGACGUAUCUGGUGACCCAUGUCCUGUGGUUAAGUACGAAUGGUCUGUCAAGGAAACGGAUGGAACCGUUAUACAAGAUUAUAUUGACAUGUUUACCACUACAAGUGGAAGCACUGAUCAGUUAGAUUUAAAAGAAGGACGACGAUACUACAGUCUUUUAAGAGUUCAGAACAUAUUAGGGUUUGUAUAUACAUUGCGGUCAAAUGGAGUAACGAUAAGUUCUAACCCGUUGCUGCCUGGAAUGGUAUAUGAUGGAGAUGUAACAGGAUAUGACCUAAAGGUAUUAUCUUCACGUGCAAUGGUAUCGGCAAACUGGGAAGGCUUUGGAGAAUUACGACAACCUAAAGGUGUUAGUGAGAUCUUAACAGGAAAUAAAGGUGUUGAUGCAGGGGACGAAGUUGAUCCGGAUCAACAAGUUGCUUUCUAUGAAGUGGCUCUAGGAACAGAUAGAAGGUUUAAUAAAACAAGGGACAAUGUUGUACCAUUCACGAACGUUGGUUUGAAUACUUCUGUGACUUUCAAAGAUUUGAACCUUGAGCCAGGAUUUGCUGUGUACUACUUUACAGUGCGGGCAUUUAGUGCAUCCUCUUCUUCAGCAACAAUAACUUCGAAUGGAUUCUUUGUUAGUUUUGACGGCGGUGUUUCUGCCGGAUCAAUUACAAUGCCGGACUACAUAAACUCGGACAAAACCAUAAGUGUACAAUGGAAUGACUACACCUCUAACGUUGGCAUUAUGUUAUACUACAUUGCAAUUUCUGAUCACCAAAAUACUACAUCAGGGGACUGUAGAAGAUAUGUCGAUGGUGGUAAAGCAACUGAUAAAGAAAAAGAAGAUUUGUUCAAUGUUUAUAAUGUAACUACUGUGGGAGUCAGUACAUACGUAAACAUUGACAAGCUAACGUUGACGCAAAACUCAACAUAUUUUCUAUAUAUAUUAGGGCUAGAUAAAGCUGGCGAGUGUAACAUGACAUACAAGAGAUUUACGGUUGAUGUAACACAACCAGAAAACGGCAAAAUAACCGCUGGACCAUAUUUUGACAUGGCUUUAGCAUAUACUAGAUCUAAAACAGAAAUUAAAACGAAAUGGGAAGGGUUCAAUGAUGGAGAAUCUGGAAUCGAUACAUUUAGACUGACGCUAUGGCACGCUGGACUUUGCUCGGCUGAAACAACAAAGACAUUAAUGGAAACUAUUAUGGUGUUUGGAAACUACACUGAAUACAGAUUCACUAAUCUAAGCAUUGAAUUAAAUACAGUUUACCAGGUGAAAAUAGAAGCAAUAAAUCGCGCAGGAUUAAUAACAUCAGCUGAAACUUCGCCUAUAUUAUUUGAUAAUUCUAUGCCAACAGCGGGUCAUGUCAGUGAAGGGUCUGACUUCACAGAAGACCUGGUAUGGUGGGGAUUUACAGACCAUAUGAAAGGAACAUUGUUACAUAGCGCUAUUUAUGUCAGUGAUCCAUGUCCGUCGAGAAACAUUGCAAUGACAGACAACGCAUGGAAACCUGUUGAAAUAAAACACUUAAAUGACCCAGAUGAAAUAGACUGGAAAAUUCAACACCGAGCGGUAAAUAUUCGUUACGAUGCAUAUGACGACUCAGUGAACAUUAAGAUUGCCAGGGAUUCAAAGGCAGAGCGAAUUUAUUCAGCAGCAUAUAUGCGUAAAGCAGACAUGAAAGAUGAUGGAAUGUACGAUUUAUCAAUUCGGGCUGCUGAUGGAGACGGUAUGGCGGUUACAGGCGUCACAUUCUGGGAUGGUGAUGAUAAUGACUUACAUAUAUUUAAUCAUCAAAUUAAAGCUUGGACUGACCUUGGUUCAUGUAGCUGCUGCCUUGAAUCUAAAACUACUGGUUGUGAUUGUAAUUGCGAUGAGUACAUUGGGAAUUUGAAUAUGUAUAAUGGGACAGUUAAUGAAAAUACAACCGGUCAAAACAAGUCAUUUGAUAUAGAUGGGCCUUCUGUCAUUGUUUCACAGCAAUCAUGUGGUUUUCAAAUAUAUGCAGGACAAGAACCAUAUGUAGUGACGUGGUGUAAAUUUUUCAACAACACUGAUAAAAGUAUGUCUGUAAGAUCAGAAAUUGAUUUUAACCCAUCGACGGACUUUCACCAUUACAGAAUUGCUUUCUUUAUAGUAAAAGAAGAUAUCUCGGCAACUACUUGUAUAAACGUGUUUGCGGAUGGGAUACAAAUAUCAGAGAUGUGCGGAUUGCCUCCGCUAAGUAUUCACACAAAAUUAAUUUUACACGUCUGGAAUAAAGACAACAUAGUUCCAGCUUUAGAUGUUUUUAAUCUCUGGCAAGCCACUGCUGCUUUCAAAGACCUUGUCAUGCCACCAGAUGUAAACGCAUUAUGUCGAUAUGGUUACCCAUUCCAAGGAGGAACAAAUGCGAUUGUAAAGUAUGAGGCAGGUAUUGGAAAAUCACCAGGGGCGGUUGAUAUGGUACCAUUCCAGGAGGUUAUUAAACCUUGUUUACCUUGUAUAAAUGCAUGUUCAAAAUAUGAUUGUUCAAUCGACUGUAAAUCGGAUGGCUACAACUUAACAGACUUUACUAUCAAAGAUAUUGAACUGGACGCUUCCUUUAACAAUACACUGUACAUUACAGUAAAAGCUGUCCUUGGAUCAGGCGGUGAAGUAAUUGCAUCCUCAAAUGGGUUUUACAUUGACAUUACUCCGCCGUUAUUUGACGAACAAGUGAUGAUGUAUAUAGAUGUACGGCAAGGAGAGUUUACGCCAUCUGACUUCCAAGGAUCAAACAAUACAAUAAAAGCAUUAUGGCUGUGCAAUGAUGACAAGAGCGAAAUAGAGGAGUAUAAAUGGGCUAUUGGAACAGACGUCGGCUUUGAAGAUUUGCAGCCAUAUACAUCAACUGGAACUGUUUCAACGGCAAUAAACGACCAAUUAGAAGGACAACUUGAACAUAAUACAACAUAUUUUGUUAGUGUAGCAUGCACGAACGCGGCAGGUUUAACAACUGUUUGGGAAGACAAGAAAGGCAAGAAUUUAUCUUAUCCAUCAUUUUAA
Molecule: messenger RNA, 10002 nt
Organism: Ruditapes philippinarum (Manila clam)
Lineage: Eukaryota; Metazoa; Mollusca; Bivalvia; Venerida; Veneridae
Exons: 57
Coding region: 25-10002 (3325 amino acids)
Molecular function (GO): protein binding
Source: RefSeq, a predicted model, not a curated record